Molecule: messenger RNA, 1650 nt
Organism: Penicillium chermesinum
Lineage: Eukaryota; Fungi; Ascomycota; Eurotiomycetes; Eurotiales; Aspergillaceae
Product: putative Na/H antiporter
Exons: 5
Coding region: 1-1650 (549 amino acids)
Biological process (GO): proton export across plasma membrane; regulation of membrane potential; sodium ion export across plasma membrane
Cellular component (GO): plasma membrane
Molecular function (GO): sodium:proton antiporter activity
Source: RefSeq, a predicted model, not a curated record
AUGCCGACCCUCUCAUUGAUUAAUUUCAAUAUCGUCUGUGCGACCCUAGGCGGUUUCAUCUCGCUUUUCGGACUGGUAUCUUAUCUUUGUAAAGAGCGGUUCUACCUCUCUGAAGCAUUGAUCUCAAUGCUAGCGGGGGUUGCGUUUUCACCUCACGCAGCUAACUUUAUUCGCCCUGAGGACUAUGCCUUGCACUCGGCAGGUAAUCUUGAAGCGAUCACCCAGAACUUCACCAGACUAGUUCUGGGCGUGCAGCUGGUUCUAGCAGGUGUGCAGCUUCCCAAGCGCUAUCUGCAGAUCGAAUGGCGGAGUCUUUCAUUGCUCCUCGGACCUGGCAUGGCGGCCAUGUGGAUCUGCAGUAGCCUAAUUGUCUGGGCUAUGGUUCCUCAUUUUGAAUUCCUUCAUGCCCUCAUUAUCGCGGCAUGCGUGACUCCUACGGACCCCGUCUUGUCUAAUUCGAUUGUCAAAGGCAAAUUUGCAGAUAAGAAUGUCCCGCGUCCACUGCAACGCAUCAUCAUAGCCGAGUCUGGGGCGAAUGAUGGACUGGGCUAUCCUUUCCUCUUCUUCGGUAUCUACCUGCUGAAAUAUGUGGGUAUGGGCGGAGAGGGAUACGGUGGUGGCGCAGGAAAAGCCAUGGGACUGUGGUUCUAUGAAACAUGGGCGUAUACCAUCCUUCUGAGUGUGGCGUAUGGCACUGCGUGUGGAUGGCUUUCGAGGAAGCUGCUUCACUGGGCUGAAGAAAGACGAUAUGUAGAUCGUGAAAGUUUCCUGGUAUUCGCCAUUGCCCUUGCGCUCUUUAUCCUUGGAACUUGCGGACUCAUCGGAACCGACGAUUUACUUGCCUGCUUCAUUGCUGGAAAUGUUUUUACGCAAGAUGACUGGUUUCGCGUUGAGACGAUGGACGACUCACUCCAGCCGACGAUCGAUAUGCUCCUCAACUUGUCCAUGUUCAUGUGGUUUGGUGCAGUUUGUCCAUGGUCGGAGUUUCUCAGGAAUGAUAUUAUUCCGCUUUACCGACUGGUCUUUCUGGGAAUUCUUAUCCUGUUGGUUCGUCGCCUCCCAAUCAUCUUGGCGAUGCACAAAUACAUCCACCAGAUUGAGCAUCUUACGCAUGCGGGCUUCGUAGGGUUCUUUGGCCCCAUUGGAGUCGGCGCAAUCUUUUACCUGUCUAUCUGCCGAGAGAAUCUGCUCGAGAUUGUCGUGGAUGGUGAGGUACGGGAAGAUGCGCAGAGGGUUGCAGAUGCCGCCAAGAUCGUCGUCUGGUUCCUUGUGGUCUGUAGUAUUGUUGUACAUGGACUGUCGAUCCCUAUCGGGAAAGCUGGCUAUCACCUUCCACGCACUCUGUCUCAGGCUAUUAGUACGCAAAGUAAAGACGACUCGGUCAAUGUCUCUAACUCGGCGGGGACUCACAGUACUGCCACUCCUCUUACUGAAAAUACUCAGUGGAGGCAGAACACCCGCCGACGCGCACAGCAGCGAGAGAAUACACCGAACUCGACGGUGUUCCGUCUUGGGGGCUCAGUGAUUCGUACCGGCUCUCCCUCCAGUCAGGCGCAGCCCGGUACAGGCAUGCAUGACGAACCUGCAAGGCCCGUCAACGUGAUAACCCAUGACCAAGUGUCUGCACCUGUGACUGAUGAAAGUUCUUGA